AUGGGGAAGGAAAGUAAAGUAAAAGUUGCAGCGAUGGGUAUUACAAUAUUGUUGUUAUCCAUUUUGCAGGUGACAAUGGCGGUGAAGCAAACAUACAUCGUUCAGAUGGCUGGAGACGAACGGCCAAAGAGUUUCCCUGAUCACUCCACGUGGUAUGCCUCGUCUCUGGCGUCUGUGUCCGAGACAGCCGAGACGACUUUCGCUGCAACUGAUAGAGGCAUCCUCGUUUCGUGCUCCGCAGGAAACAGUGGCCCCGACCCAUACAGCAUGGAAGACUUUGCACCGUGGAUAACGACCGUCGGUGCGGGGACCCUUGACCGCGACUUCCCGGCGGAUGUCAUGCUCGGGGACAGAACGACUUACGCCGGCACCUCACUCUACAGCCUUCGAAAGCCACUGUCCGGUGAUCUCGUGUACGCUGGAUAUGUGAGCAACAACGGCAGCAAUCUUUGCAUUAACGGGACCCUCAUCCCAGAGAAAGUUCGAAAUAAGAUUGUGUUGUGUGACCGCGGGGUGAAUCCCAGAGUUGAGAAAGGCGCAGUGGUGAAAGAAGCUGGGGGUUUAGGGAUGAUUUUGGCUAAUACUGACAAGGAAGGAGAGGAGCUGGUAGCAGACGCUCACAUGAUCCCGGCCAUGAUGGUCGGCGCAAAGUCGGGGCGUGGAAUAAGAAGGUAUUUGUUGUCCUAUAGAUCCAAUGCCAAGGCCACCAUUAUGUUGCGAGGGAUAACUAGGGUGGACGUCAAGCCUUCCCCGGUUGUCGCAGCCUUCAGCUCUAGGGGACCCAACGUUAUCACCCCCGAAAUCCCAAAACCGGACCUCAUUGCGCCUGGGGUGAGCAUCCUAGCUGGAUGGACAGAUGCUAAGGGUCCCACCGGCUUAGAUAUCGACAAACGCAAAGUCUUAUUCAACAUAAUCUCUGGCACGUCCAUGUCGUGCCCCCACGUCAGCGGCCUCGCGGCCCUGCUGAAGGCGGCCCACCCUGAGUGGAGCCCUGCCGCCAUUCGUUCGGCUCUCAUGACCACGGCUUACUCCAAUUACGAGGACGGGAGCCCGUUGCUGGAUGCAGCCACCAGCAACGCGUCCACCCCAUUCGAUCAUGGUUCCGGGCAUGUGUCCCCUAUCACCGCCCUCAACCCAGGCCUAGUCUACAACCUAACCACGAACGAUUAUUUGAACUUUCUCUGUGCAAUAAAUUAUACUUCUUCUCGAAUCAAGACCCUAGCAGGGAAAACAACAAAAUUCCGUUGCCAGCCCAAAAAAUCAUACAGCGUCUACGACCUCAAUUACCCUUCCUUUGCAGCCACCAUUCCCCCAUCUGGAAAUUGUAAAACAACCGUGGUUUUUAGGAGAACACUCACAAACGUGGGAGAAAAUGGGACGACAUACCGAGUCUCGAUAUAUUCACCAAGACCGUCAGCCACGAUUUCUGUUACUCCUAAAACAUUGGUUUUCGGCCAAAAGAACGAAGCAAAGUCUUACAAGUUGACGGUGGUAGCAACCCAGAUGUCGCCCGGUACAAACGCGUUCGGCAGAAUCGAAUGGUCGGAUGGGAAUAAUGUGGUGGGGAGUCCAGUUGUUGUUAGUUGGAUCAACGCUACUCAGGAUUAA
Messenger RNA from Striga asiatica, 1608 nucleotides. The record is from the annotation of a GenBank genome assembly. Lineage: Eukaryota; Viridiplantae; Streptophyta; Magnoliopsida; Lamiales; Orobanchaceae.